Messenger RNA from Olea europaea var. sylvestris, 1050 nucleotides. RefSeq names its product vesicle transport v-SNARE 13-like. Bases 152 to 847 code for a protein of 231 amino acids. The transcript is spliced from 6 exons. Gene Ontology annotation, biological process: vesicle fusion; vesicle-mediated transport; intracellular protein transport. NCBI's taxonomy places the organism in Eukaryota, Viridiplantae, Streptophyta, Magnoliopsida, Lamiales, Oleaceae. The record is from RefSeq and is a predicted model, not a curated record. Gene Ontology annotation, cellular component: SNARE complex; ER to Golgi transport vesicle membrane; endoplasmic reticulum membrane. Gene Ontology annotation, molecular function: SNAP receptor activity; SNARE binding.
UUGAGUAAGGUACAAAAAUCGCUCAAUUCAAAUAGCGCUUUCAUCGAAAUAAACGGCACUGAACAAUUAUACGUCGCUUUGGGUAUCGAAAGCCUCUCAAGCUGCAAUUCCCAAUUCAGAAACCGGUCUAGAAUCAACUGAAAGAAUCACCAUGAGCGAGGUAUUUGAAGGGUACGAACGCCAGUAUUGCGAGAUUUCUGCGAAUUUAUCGAAGAAGCUGACGUCGGCCAGUCUACUUGACGGAGAGCAGAAGAAGCAAAAAAUCUCUGAAGUAAAAACUGGAGUAGAUGAUGCUGAAGCUCUGAUUCGGAAAAUGGACCUUGAGGCCCGUGGCUUGCAGCCAAAUGUUAAAGCGGUGCUGCUUGCUAAACUAAGAGAAUAUAAGUCUGAUCUUAACAAUUUAAAAAGUGAAAUGAAGCGAAUUUCAUCAGCAAGCCUAAACCAGGCUGCCCUUAAUUUAUUUUUUUUUUUUUUUUUUUGCUUGGAGGGAAAUAUUAUUAUUAAGAAUUGUAAAUGCUUGUUGGUAUCGGCUAAUCAGAGAGACAGAUUGUUAGUGUCAACUGAAAGAGUAAACAAGUCGAGUGAUAGGAUUCAAGAAAGUAGAAAGGUCAUGCUGGAGACAGAGGAUCUUGGCGUCGCACUUCUUCAAGAUUUGCACCAACAGCGGCAGUCUCUCUCACAUGCAAAUAACACGCUGCAUGGUGUGGAUGACAACGUAAGCAGGAGCAAGAGAAUUAUAACUUCCAUGUCAAGGAGGAUGAACAGAAACAAGUGGAUUAUUGGUGCUGUAAUUACAGUUCUAGUCAUUGCUAUUAUUGUGAUUUUGUAUUUUAAACUUUCGAAGUAACCAGGUCUGUUUUGAGAUGUAGUGAAGUACAAGAGCUUGUUAUUUACUCAUCUCCAUAUCUUACUUUCUGUGAGUUUAAAAGACGUUGUUCUGUACGAUGUACAUGAGCUGUAGGUUUGAAACAUAUUUGUGAUCUUAAUGGUCGAAUAUUAAAUGUAAUUUGGGAUUACCUUGUAAAAUCUUGGACAUGGGGUUUUUGAAUA